Molecule: messenger RNA, 854 nt
Organism: Stegodyphus dumicola
Lineage: Eukaryota; Metazoa; Arthropoda; Arachnida; Araneae; Eresidae
Product: astacin-like metalloprotease toxin 5
Biological process (GO): proteolysis
Molecular function (GO): metalloendopeptidase activity; zinc ion binding
Source: RefSeq, a predicted model, not a curated record
AAAUUGUCCAUGUAUUUGAUCCAGUUGCCCAGUUGAAUUCGUAAAUCAGGUCAACUGACAUAAUGCUGCAGAAGGCUUUUAUUUUGUUUUCCCUGAUAUGCAUUUCAAGUGGAAAUGGCUUUGAAGAUGACGAUGAUUCGGUAAUGGAAAAUCCUAAUUUGAUUGAUGGAGAUAUAAUACCUGAAGAUGACAAUGAUAACCGCAACGCCAUAGUGGGAGAGACAAAACUAUGGUCGAUGGGCAGAAUACCUUACGUCAUCAGUUCCAAUCUCACUGAUCAGAUACCGCUAAUAAAGCAAGCCAUGGAGAACAUUCAAAAUAAUACUUGUAUUCAGUUUGUUCCCAGAACUAUUGAAAUGGACUACAUUAAUAUUGAAACUGGCGAUGGAUGUAGUGCGAAAGUAGGAAAAGGUAGUGGAGGAAUUCGUAAAGUAACUCUCGGAGAUGGUUGCUAUAAAAUAGGCAGUGUCAUUCACGAACUAACACAUGCGAUUGGAUUUUACCAUGAACAAAGUCGUUCCGAUAGAGAUGACUACAUCAACAUUCACUGGGAGAACGUCAAGCCAGGGAGAGAAAAUAAUUUCGAGAAGCUGAAACCCCAGCAAAAUAUUCUUCUGGGGCCAUACGAUUACGGCUCCAUUAUGCAUUAUGGACCUUUAACUUUCAGCAAAGAUAAGAAGAGGGGGCUCAAGACAAUGAGUCCUAAGAAAGAAGGUGUUAUUCUGGAGUCACCAAAAAAGAAAACGCUGAAUGUCAAUGACAUUAAAAAAAUAAACAAGCUUUAUAAAUGUUCGUCUGAAAACAUAGAUGAAUUGAUAAUUUAAUUUUAAUAAAAUAGUUUUUGUGAUUAUAAA